Molecule: messenger RNA, 2269 nt
Organism: Tachyglossus aculeatus (Australian echidna)
Lineage: Eukaryota; Metazoa; Chordata; Mammalia; Monotremata; Tachyglossidae
Gene: TBR1
Product: T-box brain transcription factor 1
Exons: 6
Coding region: 1-2181 (726 amino acids)
Biological process (GO): regulation of neuron projection development; commitment of neuronal cell to specific neuron type in forebrain; regulation of transcription by RNA polymerase II
Cellular component (GO): nucleus
Molecular function (GO): DNA-binding transcription factor activity, RNA polymerase II-specific; RNA polymerase II cis-regulatory region sequence-specific DNA binding
Source: RefSeq, a predicted model, not a curated record
AUGCAGUUAGAGCACUGUCUCUCUCCCUCUAUCAUGCUGUCCAAGAAAUUUCUCAAUGUAAGCAGCAGCUACCCACAUUCGGGCGGAUCCGAGCUUGUCUUGCACGACCAUCCCAUUAUCUCGACCGCUGACAACCUGGAGAGGAGUUCACCUUUGAAAAAACUCGCCAGGGGGAUGACGAAUCAGUCCGAUGCGGACAAUUUCGCCGACUCCAAGGACUCACCAGGGGACGUCCAGAGAAGUAAACUCUCUCCCGUCUUGGACGGGGUCUCCGAGCUUCGUCACAGUUUCGAUGGAUCUGCAGCAGAUCGCUAUCUGCUGUCUCAGUCCAGCCAGCCCCAGUCGGCCGCCACUGCUCCCGGCGCUAUGUUCCCGUACCCGGGCCAGCACGGACCGGCUCACCCUGCCUUCUCCAUCGGCAGCCCCGGCCGCUACAUGGCCCACCACCCCGUCAUCGCCAAUGGAGCCUACAACAGCCUCCUGUCCAAUUCUUCGCCUCAAGGCUACCCCGCGGCGGGCUACCCUUACCCCCAGCAGUACGGCCACUCCUACCAAAGCGCGCCUUUCUACCAGUUCUCCUCCAGCCAGUCCGGGCUGGUGCCCGGCAAGGCUCAGGUCUACCUGUGCAACAGGCCGCUCUGGCUGAAAUUUCACCGCCAUCAGACCGAGAUGAUCAUCACCAAACAGGGAAGGCGCAUGUUUCCUUUUUUAAGUUUUAACAUUUCUGGUCUCGAUCCCACGGCUCAUUACAAUAUUUUUGUGGAUGUAAUUUUGGCGGAUCCCAAUCACUGGAGAUUUCAAGGCGGCAAAUGGGUUCCUUGCGGCAAAGCGGACACCAAUGUACAAGGAAACCGGGUUUACAUGCACCCCGAUUCCCCCAAUACCGGGGCUCACUGGAUGCGCCAGGAAAUCUCUUUUGGAAAAUUAAAACUUACAAACAACAAAGGAGCGUCAAACAACAACGGGCAGAUGGUGGUUUUGCAGUCUUUGCACAAGUACCAGCCCCGCUUGCAUGUGGUCGAAGUGAACGAGGACGGCACCGAGGAUACCAACCAGCCAGGCAGAGUUCAGACUUUCACCUUCCCCGAGACCCAGUUCAUUGCGGUCACCGCCUACCAAAACACCGAUAUUACCCAACUGAAAAUAGAUCACAACCCCUUCGCCAAAGGCUUUCGGGACAACUAUGACACGAUCUACACGGGCUGCGACAUGGACCGGCUGACCCCGUCGCCCAACGACAGCCCGCGUUCGCAGAUCGUUCCGGGCGCCCGCUACGCCAUGGCCGGCUCCUUCCUGCAGGACCAGUUCGUCAGCAACUACGCCAAGGCGCGGUUCCACCCGGGCGCCGGCGCGGGGCCGGGCCCGGGCGGCGACCGCAGCGUCCCGCACACCAACGGGCUGCUGUCGCCGCAGCAGCAGGCGGCGGCGGCGGCGGCGGCGGCGGCGGCGGCGGGCGAGGAGCCCGGCGGCCCGGCGCCGCAGCGCUGGUUCGUCGCCCCGGCCAACAACCGGCUGGACUUCGCGGCCGCCGCCUCGGCCUACGACACGGCCACCGACUUCGCGGGCAACGCGGCCACGCUGCUGUCCUACGCGGCGGCCGGCGUCAAGGCCCUGCCGCUGCAGGCGGCCGGCUGCACCGCCAGGCCGCUCGGAUACUACGCGGCCGCCGACCCGUCGGGCUGGGGGGCCCGCAGCCCCCCGCAGUACUGCGCCGCCAAGCCCGGCUCCGUGCUGUCCUGCUGGCCCAGCAGCGCCCGCAUGGCCAGCGCCGGCGGGGCGGGAGCAACGGCGGCGGCGGCAGCGGGAGCGGGUGCAAGCGGAGGAGGGGCCGGAGGAGGGGCCGGAGGAGGAGGAGGAGGAGGGAGCCACGGCCACCCCUACCUGGGCGAGGAGGCCGAGAGCCUGGCCGCCCCCGAGCGCUCCCCGCUGCCCGGCCCCGACGACUCCAAGCCCAAGGACCUGUCCGACUCCAGCUGGAUCGAGACCCCCUCGUCCAUCAAGUCCAUCGACUCCACCGACUCUGGGAUUUACGAGCAGGCCAAGCGCCGGCGGAUCUCGCCCUCGGACACGCCCGUGUCCGAGAGCUCCUCCCCCCUGAAGAGCGAGGGCUUGGCCCAGAGGGACUGCGACAAGACCUGCGCCAAGGACAUAGGCUACUACGGCUUCUACUCGCACAGCUAGGCUCGCUGACCAGGCCGCCCAAGCCCUCCCGGCCCCCAGACCACCUAUAAAUACUCCUCCUCCUCCUCCUCCUCUCCCUCCCCUUCCC